Molecule: messenger RNA, 4142 nt
Organism: Patiria miniata (bat star)
Lineage: Eukaryota; Metazoa; Echinodermata; Asteroidea; Valvatida; Asterinidae
Product: phosphofurin acidic cluster sorting protein 2-like
Exons: 21
Coding region: 218-2866 (882 amino acids)
Biological process (GO): protein localization to plasma membrane
Source: RefSeq, a predicted model, not a curated record
UGUCCUAAUGCUUCUUUCUAAUUUUUCUACAUCAAAAUAAUGGAUUUUGUUAAUUCAGGUGAGCGUGCUGACACGUGAGAAGUCUUGGAUUCCUCUAGUCGAGUGUGGUCGAGUAGCACCGCAAUGCUGACCCCGUAAAAUCCUCUUCGAUUUCCGGAGUUAGUGAGUAUCUUGGCAGGAAAUCUUCUCUGACUUGUUUUGUGACUGAAGCGAGAACAUGGCGGAAAAGUCGUGGGGGAAAAUGAACACUUCGACGGCUUCGCAGGGAAAUAAACCCGUCCCUAUGAAGUUGUUCUCAACGUGGGAGGUUGAGAGGACGGCUCCCAAUUGCAUCGCCAGGUUAUGCACUCUGAGGUUAACACAUCUGGUGGUGCUGAAGACACUAGAGACCGACUUGGGCUCUGUCAUCAUCGCUGUGCGCAUGCAGAGCUCCAAGCGGACACUCCGAUCCAAUGAAAUCUUCUUCAGUCAAGGCAGCUUGCUGGACACCGAGCUGGACCUUUCCUUUUCAUUACAAUACCCACACUUUCUCAAGAGGGACGGCAACAAAUUGCGCAUCAUGCUGCAACGCCGGAAACGCUACAAGAACCGGACGAUACUGGGCUAUAAAACGCUGGCCGUUGGGCUCAUCAAUAUGUCAGAGGUGCUGCAACAAUCCAAAGAUAACGAGCUGAGUUUGUACGGGAAGGAACACGGAAUGGACAGGGUUGCCCACGUGACCGUCUUAGGUCUGUCCAGUCAGCCGGUGGAUCAGUUCAAGCGAGGCAUUGAUCGAUCACCGGAUAUUGACAAUGAAACCGAAGAUGAGGAAGAAUCUUACUCCUCGGACCAGGAGAACAGCGACAGCGGAGAAAAUCUUCCCGAAACCCAGGAUCUCCUGGGUGAGGAGGAGCAAGAGCCAGGAAGGAAGGGGCUCAGGACCAAACUAAGACCUCCCAUGAUCAGGCAAAGGAACUUCAAGCAGAAGUUCAUCGCCCUCCUGAAGAAGUUCAAAGUUCAGAGCGACGACAGCGACACGGAGCAGUACCCGUACGAGGACCAGGAUCAGAACCAGAUGGAUCCGGACUUCUUGCUUUACGACGACCUGGAUGACCUGAAUCUCAGCGACAGCGGGCCCGAUAUGGACCAGGAAGAUGAGAUGAGCAUUGGCUCCACGCCCAAGCCUGUCUUGAGGCCGUUCUUUUCCCAGGGUAUUCCUACCUCCAGCUCCAUGGCCGAAGAAAUGGAGCAGUUCCCGCUGAUUGACCAGUGUCAUGAAGACAACGGCAACAGCAAAGACUCAGGCAGCUCAGGGGACUUCCCCGUGGAUGACGAAACAACUCCGAUAUCCGAGAUCCCGCCCCUUCUUGCCAACCGCAGCGAGAGCAUCCUGUCCCACCAGAGCGACCCGGGGGACGUUCUGAUGAAGACGACGCCCUCGCCCAACAACGAGAGGACGGUACCGCCCUGUACCAACGGCGCGGGCCAGAAGGAGAAGCGGCAGCACAGCCAGUCGGUGCCCAAGACGCUGAGCAAAGAGUGGUCGCAGGGCUCACAGGGUUCACCCAGCAAUGGGUCGCGGCAACACUCCAAGUCCGUGGAGAAGGCCAGCAGCUUUGGCAAGGCUGAUCAUAGGCACCCGAGUGUAACGCCGUUGGCUGAACAACUCACACAUCUCUGGCAAGGCUUGACGGAUAGUCAGAUCCCCGACAAAGUCAUCCUAGUCAGUGUGCUGGAGAAACACGGCAAGGUAUUAGCCCAGACUUUGACAAAUGCUGGGGAGAAAGUGGUGUGUACGUGUAACCAUAACGACGUGGAAGCAACUCUUCAGUUUAUUGUUAACAAACUCCAAAAGUAUUGUAACCAGAAUCCUAAAAUCCCUGAGCCCCUCAAGGUAGCCCUGUGUGGGAAUGAGAGCUACGCUGGGGCAGCGCUCAGACCCUACGUGGAAAUGUUUUCGGCUAAGACGGCUGAUUGGCAGAAUUACGUCAGCUUUUAUGUUGUUCCGUUAGGUAAUUGUUCUCUUGCCAAGUAUCUGGGCUCCUUAGACUCCAGGUACUCUUCGUUGUUUCUGGACCCAAACUGGAAGGAAUUCUUCGACAGAGAUUUUCCAGACGCCAAGGAGAUGGUGAACCGAGUCAGCCAGUAUCUGUCCGGCGGCCAGCAUCGUCUACAGCUCCCCGUGGGCGAGGUCAUGGUGACAUGCAAGCAACGCAGCACCGAUGAGGAAUCCAUACAGAAAUUCAUCCCAUUCAUUAAUAAUGUCAGGAUAGGGUCCACUGAUGCAGUGAGCUUUUCAUUGUCAGAGUGUGAGGACACCAGCCCAGGCAGUGCUGGAGGACCUCUCUCCUCCAGUCCCCCAGGAGGACCUAGCAAUCGAGACAAGGACGUCGCCGGCUCCAGCACCCCACCGUCAAGCCCUGUCGUCAUCAAUAACAGAGAGGAGACAGUCGUUGAGGCAAGUGUUAGCCCGAUAUCCGGCGAGCUGAUGGACCUUCAAGUGGAGUACUGGCCCAUGCUGGGCGGCAAGAAAGACAAGUCCUCACUCAAGACUGCCUUCCGGUCACUGACGGUACAGAGGCUGCCCUCUCACGCCGACCCUUCCACCACGGGGCUAUCUAUGGUCAUCGUCACCAAGGAGAAGAAUAAGAAAAUCAUGAGAAUAGGCAAGAAGCCUCGGGAAAUAGAGACCGCUUUCAAGAGUCAGGAGAUUGACGGAAUUCACCGACUGGUCUGCACCUCAAGAACACAAGAUUACUCGCUAAAAGUGAGUAUUGAUGGUAUCGAGCUCACCCGAGUCAAGUUCUUCCAGUUAUCGGCUCAGUGGCAGACCCGCAUCAAGCACUUUCCCGUGGCGCUCUUUGCCCAGGACGUGCCGGCUUGCUGAUAAACCGGGGGAACUUGCAGCAUCGCAGUUGGAGACACCUAACCAUAUCGUGGUGUUGUUUUUUUUGGCUGAGGACUGGAUUGAAGUACGAAAACGGGGAGUGGCAUUCAAUGCCAAUAAACGGAGAUGAAGAAACCGUGAUUUUCAUCGAUGUUGAAAAAGUGGUGGUGUUGAGCUUGGAAAACAGCCAUUCAGCGGUUAUUUUAUACCAGCCAGGCAUUUACUGCUUGUGUUUAAAAAUCAGCUGCCAGCAAGUUCGGAUCGGAGUUCCUUUGAGUUGUUUAAGCAUCCGACAUGGAGCCGUACCAGGCCUGUUUUUCUACAAAUUGGCAGACGCGGUGUGUGCAUGUGCCAUAGAGCUGGUAAUUUUGUGCCGAGCGGUUUUAUCGCAGAUGGAGUCUACUCUCUGCGGGUAUACUACUAUUUGUAGCGAUUGUAAUGUAGCUGAAGGCGUAUCUGCCACUGCAGAUCAACCGGUUGUCAACUGACAGUUGGAAGGAUAUAAAACAGGGUUUUCUAAAAAAACAGUAAUUAAAGAAUAAGCAUUGUGUCAAAAUCUCAAGCAUCUUUUGACGAAAGAGUCUUCAAAGUUUGAUGUUCCGGUUCGAGGGAGAGAUCAGAUGAGAGAUGUUUUUUUUUUCUUUCAGCAUGUACCGAAAUGAUAUUGAGGCUUAGGAUGUAUAACUACUGUACAGUUUUUCUUUUUGAUCCGGGGAUUGAAAGUGAUCACAAGUUGUCGAAUUUGUGCUUUGACCCAAGAGAGUCUUCUGCUGUGCAAAACAGACGGACAAUGGGGCUUCCUAUGCGUCAAGAAACCGGUGCUGAUAAUGUGGGAGGGAACACUAGUUGGUGACCACUGUUCGCCUUUGGGUUGAUUCCGUGAAUCAGCUUUUCCUGGCAUGUAACCGGAGGCCACCGUGAUAUCCCGAAGAGGGAUCUCAUUCACAUAAUCUGACCUCUGGGUCAAAGGUCACAACCUGGGUCAAAAGGUCAAAGAUGAAAAGAGCGGCUGUAAACGUACUAAAGUUUGUCUCUGCGUAAUGUUAUCUUUGUGUUUUUUUCUCCAUGUGUGGUGAACAACUCCGCUGUGCGAGUUCAAAACAGUAAAAUAUAUGGGCAGUUGCAAUGAAGCUCAAAAAAUGUGUAAAUGUCGCAGGAAAAAAAAUAUGAAAGCUUGGAAAAAGAAGAAAUUGGAAGCUAUGUGUAAGCAUUUGGAUCGGUGUAGAGUGAUGUGGCAUCGUGUGCUUGAACUGAAAGUACUAAACAUGUACUUUUU